GGGGUUUCCCCCAUGCUGGGAGGCCAGGCUAAGCUUAGAUUUGCUGCUGCCGCCACCUCCUGCUCUUGAUUUUCGCUGCUGCUGCUGCUGGUUCUCCGACAGCCAUUUCGUGAGCACCCGUCCUGAGCACCGAGAACCCGAGAGCGCGGCGGUCACGUGUGGCCAGGGGGCAUUAUGACUGAAGAGCAAUUUGUUAACAUUGAUUUAAAUGAUGAUAAUGUUUGCAGCAUAUGCAAAUUAGGAACAGAAAGAGAGACCCUUUCAUUCUGCCACAUUUGUUUCGAGCUAAGCAUUGAAGGAAUACCAAAGUCUGAUCUUCUGCAUACAAGAUCAUUAAGGGGACACAGAGACUGCUUUGAGAAAUUCCACUUAAUAGCAAACCAGAGUUGUCCACAAUCAAAAUUAUCCAAGAGUACAUAUGCAGAAGUGAAAAACAUUUUGAGCAAAAAAAUUAACUGGAUUGUACAGUAUGCACAAAACAAAGAUACAGAUUUGGAUUCAGAAGGUUCGAAACAGACACAGCACCGGAUUUUUAGCUUUAGACAUCAGAGGGAGAAAAAGUUACUUCCACAGUUUGAUUCCCAAGUCCCUAAAUAUUCUGCAAAAUGGAUAGAUGGAAGCUCUGGGAGCAUUACAAACUGUUCACAGAAUAUUCUAGAAUCAAGAGAAUCCAGUGAUUUUAGCUUUGGCAUGUUGCAACAAAGAGGUGCUACAUUUUGUUGUAAGAAUUCGUUAUGGUCUACUCAUAACCAAUCAUCAGAAUUGGGAAAAACUAACAAAGAUCCAGAUGCCUGUGCACGAAGAUUUCCUCAGUACAGCAGAGAGCAAUUGAAUAUGAUGCCUCUAGGAGAAGUUGAGCAGCUGAAUGGGAAACUACUCAAGCAAGUCCAUGAUGUGUUUGAAGAAUUGACUAAGCAAGUACAAGAAAAAGACUCCUUGGCUUCAGAGCUUAAUGUCCGUCAUAUUGCUAUUGAGCAACUGCUAAAGAACUGUUCAAAACUGCCAUGUUUACAGAUGGGACGGGCAGCUAUGAAAUCCAAUGUAUCCAUAUAACCAUGGCAAACGUACAUUUUCCACCUUUGCUUCUCUAACUCAUGUAUUAGAUUUUGGGGGGAAAGAACUUGCACAGUUGAGCAGUAUUUUGGAAAAAAAAUUAAGCUUGUGGGUACACAAGGUAGCAACAUAGAGUGUUUCCAUUUUUAAAGAGGAAAAAGAGAUAAGGGUAGCAUUUUUAUUCUGAACUUCAUGUAAUCAUUUCCUGUAAUUAGCUGAGCUGUGUGAAUCCACUGCUUCUUGAUACAGUGAGGCACCAUGUCUUAAAAGCAUGGCUGUUUGAGAUCCUCUCACAUUGGGUAUGUAUGUGCAUACACAUAAAACAAACACCUUGCUAUGAUUGCCAUCUCUCUACUUUGAGCAGUGUAUUUGGAGGAGCAGUUUUGCAAAGCACUCCUCCAAAAGAUUUGCACAGCCUAAUAAUUAUUUUCCUUUGUCACCAAAUCCCAGUAUUUCAGCUUGAUUUAACAAAUACUUCUAACCACCUGUAAAUAACCUGGGAGACUAACAGGUGAAAUUGUUUUAAGUAUGAGGAAGUAAUGGAACAACCAGUAUUCAUUCGCAUUUUUUUAUUUAUUGCAAGCAAUAUUUUAUUACUGAAUUUUAUAAAAAGAAAACUAUUUUAGGUACUUUUCCAGAUCUUUUUAUAAAAGUUUUGAAUUAUAAAUAACAUUUUGCCUGGUGUAAUGAGUGUUUACUCUUUUUUCAGGUCAAUGUAAUUACUUUUCAUGAUGGAAGUUGUUUUAAAAAAGCUUGUUCCCAAAGACACAAUCUCAGUAGUUGUACUAUAUUACCUUUAAUUUUAUGAGUGCAGAAUUUUAUCAGACAUCAGAAAUUUAAGCCAAGCGCCUACUUUUGGAAUGAUGAUUCAUGCUUUGUUAAUAUAAGCAGAGCUCAACUUCAGUUUUGUAUGUGAAUUUCUAUUGUUUAAUAAAAGUAAAUGGCUUAAAAGAA
This is a messenger RNA of Candoia aspera, 2007 nucleotides long. RefSeq names its product chromosome 5 C21orf91 homolog (gene C5H21orf91). NCBI's taxonomy places the organism in Eukaryota, Metazoa, Chordata, Lepidosauria, Squamata, Candoiidae. The record is from RefSeq and is a predicted model, not a curated record. The transcript has 5 exons. The coding region runs from base 175 to 1053 and encodes 292 amino acids.